Molecule: messenger RNA, 1649 nt
Organism: Malus domestica (apple)
Lineage: Eukaryota; Viridiplantae; Streptophyta; Magnoliopsida; Rosales; Rosaceae
Biological process (GO): DNA replication, Okazaki fragment processing
Molecular function (GO): DNA binding; 5'-flap endonuclease activity
Source: RefSeq, a predicted model, not a curated record
UUAGUGUGAUGUGAAUGUGAUUCAUAACGUUUAUUUAUUUUUCUUUUCUUCUCUCAAAAAAUUAAAAUUUUGUUCAAUUUGUUUUAUGUUUUUCUGGAUAAAUAUCCAAGUUUCUAAAUUGCAACAUCAAAAUUACUCUUAUUGGAAAUGGUAGAAGUUGCAGUUCCUACCGGCGUUCAUAUCAGACCCUUUCUUUCUGUAAGCCCACAGCAUCCAAUUCGUCGCACAAUAGUGGUAACAAAGACAAAACCAUGGAAGAUUCGUGGAGUUGCAGCUUCUUCUUCUUCUUCUUCUUCUUCUUCUUCUUCUUCUUCUUCUUUUACUACUAGUACUUGUGGGUAUAAACAAACGGCUGAUGAUGGACAACAAGUAGUGUUGCCAAACAAGGCAAGCAAGAAAAGGGUCUUCUUUUUAGACGUCAAUCCUCUCUGCUAUGCAGGAAGCAGACCCAGCUUACACGCUUUUGCUCAUUGGGUCUCCUUAUUUUUCAAUCAAGUUAGCCUAUCUGACCCUGUUAUUGCUGUUGUUGAUGGCGAAGGAGGAAGUGAGCACCGCAGACAGUUAUUACCAUCUUAUAAAGCACACAGGUGGAAAUUCACAAGACAGUUUUCAAAGGGGCAUGUUGGAAGGUCACAUGGAGUCAUCACCAAUGUUCUUAGAAAAUGCAAUGUGCCUGUCAUAAAAGUAGAAGGUCAUGAAGCUGAUGAUGUUAUAGCUACACUUGUGGGGCAAGUUCUUCAAACAGGAUAUCGGGUGGUGAUUGCCUCACCUGAUAAAGAUUUUAAGCAAUUGCUUUCGGAAGAUGUCCAGCUUGUUGUGCCCCUGGAUGAGUUAGAACGCUGGUCGUUUUACACUCUUAAGCACUACCUAGCUCAGUAUAACUGUGAUCCAUGCUGUGAUUUGAGCCUUAGGUGCAUUGUGGGUGAUCACACUGAUGUUCCUGGAAUCCAACAUCUAGCUCCUGGAUUUGGUCAGAAGACUGCCCUAAAGCUAUUGAAAAAGCACGGUUCAUUGGAAAACCUACUAAACACAGCUGCAGUCAGAACUGUGGGCAGACAGUAUGCUCAAGAUGCUCUAACAAAACAUGCUGAUUACCUAAGGAGGAACUACGAGAUUCUUUCCCUUAGGAGGGAUGUCGAUGUUCAGCUUAGAGAAGAGUGGUUGCUUACCAGAGAUACAAACAACGAUUCUACAACUCUGUCUAACUUCUAUAAAUUCUUGGAAGAAACCCGGGAUUUCCGUCAUCAAAGAGCAUCUGUUUCAAAUGGCUAAGCUGAUAGGGAUGUGCUACCAUAUAGAAAUCCUGAAAUCGAAGAACAACAAUGUGCAGACUGAUAUACUUUUGUGCUUCUGAUUGCGGAAUGUACUAUUUUGUUGUACAGUGACUAAGAGAAACUUCGCAGCGGUAGACUGCAAUGUGGUCAGAUGGUUAUAGUGCAUGAGUGAGUGCUGAUGUGUUUAUUUGAGUCAAAGUUUUGGAACAGCAAAUCUCAGCUACAUAUGCAAAUGUACCAAUUCCGCCCGGCAGGUGCAUUUGAAUGUUUUUUAUGUCAAAUUUCUUCUUACCUGUGUCCAUAUGGGUGUGUUAUGUCAACUAUUACCAUAAAUCAAUGAAUGUGGUCCAUGGUUUUUCCUUGAGAAACUUUAUU